GUGGUUAAUCCGAACCAUUGCAUUGAAGAAUGGAUUGAUGACCGUGUCGAUAUAAUCUUCUAUGAACGAUUUUUCAAUUGGGAAAUUGCCAGCGGCAACUACUUGGUUCGAAACUCGGAAUUCGCGGUGAAUUUCCUCAAAGACUGGGGAAAUUGGGAAUUCACUCAGCCUUCCAACUGGAAUGGAGCUGAUAACGGAGUUUUACAGCUUCUCAUAAUGAAAACGGUGCUACCGUCGGCAACACAGGAGAUGCAGAACUGUGAUAAUGUUUUGGCACAAUGCUUCCGGCUACGAAACCUACUUAGCUUACGUGUCCUGCGUCAAGCAAGCAUUGGGUGCGACAAGAUUCUGGCCGGGAAAGAUCAGGAUCUACCACCGAGCCCAUGGAUGGGUUCGCGAUGGAUUCAUAACAACCGACAAGUGGUCCGACGUUGA
This is a messenger RNA of Ostertagia ostertagi, 435 nucleotides long. The record is from the annotation of a GenBank genome assembly. NCBI's taxonomy places the organism in Eukaryota, Metazoa, Nematoda, Chromadorea, Rhabditida, Trichostrongylidae.